Hydractinia symbiolongicarpus is the source of this 6172-nucleotide messenger RNA. RefSeq lists its product as uncharacterized. The coding region runs from base 918 to 5402 and encodes 1494 amino acids. Gene Ontology annotation, cellular component: membrane. NCBI's taxonomy places the organism in Eukaryota, Metazoa, Cnidaria, Hydrozoa, Anthoathecata, Hydractiniidae. The record is from RefSeq and is a predicted model, not a curated record. The transcript has 25 exons. Gene Ontology annotation, biological process: cell-matrix adhesion; cell surface receptor signaling pathway; G protein-coupled receptor signaling pathway. Gene Ontology annotation, molecular function: G protein-coupled receptor activity.
AAAACAGUAUUCAACCGCUUUACCUCGGUUGCGAAGGUUCUUUUCAUCAAAGCCGGUUCACGGGGGGUAGUGCAAAUGCUGUGACACUUGUCACAACUGUCCAUGCUCUUACACUUUAACCAUGACUUUUUUGUUGAUUAACACGUGCAGUAGUGCUUAGUUCUGUUUUUAAGUUACUUAAUUUUUUAAGUUUAUUUAAAAAAUAAGCUGAAAAUCCUUUUAACUUGCUCCAAAUAAACGGUGGAGUGCUUAUAUGCACUUGAGGAGAUGCAUGUUAUAAUUUAGCAGCAAAAUUAGGCUUGGAAAUCGCGCAUGGAGGUGCACAUAGACUUUGCAUGUCAACAAUUCAAAGCACGACCUCUAGCGGAUCCAAAAGUAGUCUUUUAUAGACUGGUAGCUAAAAAAAGGAAGAUAAACAAUAUUUAGAAGAAAGCGUGACUGUUUGUUGAUGCUUGCACUUUCCUAAUAAUGUCAAAAAAGGCUAAUGCAAUGUUUUUGCUGGCUAUUAUAGAUAAAUAGUUAGCUAUCCCAGAACGAUGUUGUACUUCAUGAUCUGGAGCAAAAUAUUCAACUUGUUGCAAAAGAUGAUGCUGUUCACAAAAUCAAAACUCCACACAUUCCAUUUUUUGGCAGACGAAACAAUGUCAAUGUGCAGAGCCAGCCUGCCUAACCAUAUAAACACAAGUUGAAAACCAGGCCUGCAAAUAUCAACCAAUGGUUAUGUUGCCUUUGGACAUCAAACGUUUAAUGAGUAUACCAGUACAGACUUUCCAAUAAAGCAUAAUAAUCUAACAGUUUCCAUUAUUGCACCAUUUUGGAAUGACUUAGAAUUGAUAAAACCUUCCUCCAAAUUCUAUUACCAAUUGCAUGCAAACGGGACUGUAUUGAGAAGAGCUUCCAAUGAAAUUAGAUUGAGAAUGGGUAAAUCAUUUUACCCAAAUCAUGUGCUUGUUGUAACAUGGUUUAAAAUCAACAGAUAUCAACAUGAAGGGUGCACUUUUACAUUUCAACUGGCACUUGCCUGGGAUGCAUCGACAACAUAUGCCUUUUAUCUAUACAAUACCAUACAAAACACAUUUGGCGAAACUACGGUUGGUUGGCAAGAAGGGCCCACUAAUGGUUUAAACUUUGUUCGAAACACAUACAGUCGUUCUGAUGCAAGACAAAUGGUCUUUUUAACAACUAACUCUAAUGUGAACAAACCAGGAGAAUGGAUAUACAGUAUUGGCGAACGUCUAGGUAACUAUCCAAUAAUACACAUCUUGCCAGUAAUCACUGUCAAAACAUUUCAACAUGGCUUGCGUUUUGAAUGUAUUCUCCAAGACAACAUCACAGAUUUUCGUAGUGUGUAUGAAGUUUCUUGGUAUGCUCAAAACAAAAAGUCACUAAACAAAACUGAUGUGCUAGUCUCUGGACAGGAUCGCUCAACUUUUCAAAACAGUUUAACACUAAACACAAAUGAAGUCAGAUUCAGACUGGGUCAAGAGAUAUACUGCAUUGUUCAGUCAUGGUUCAAUGAUACACCUGCUAUUAAAAGCAGGUAUUAUGAAAGUGCAAAGUUUUUUGCAGGUAUUGAGAUUAAGCCAAAAAAAAUCAUUAUCACGGAAGAUUCAAUCGGAAAAGAAAUCAAACUCACUUUAACUGUCCCAUUAGUGUGUGCAGAUGCAAGCAAAAAAUGCAGUGUUGAAAUAUCAUUUGAACAAGAUAAGGAGGACGUCUUUCUUAGCAGUUGUACUUUUGAUUUUGUUCCAGCUGGAGAACGUUCUAAAAUUUUAAUCAUUUACCCAAAGCAGGAUUUUAUAGAUGAUGGAUUGAAAAAUAUAGCUGUUAAGCCUGUUUUAAGUGGCUUUAAUAAAGUCUUUGAUUGGAAAGGGUACGAAGACCAAACACCAUUGCUGAUCACAACAAACAAUGUUCCAACAGCAUCUUGUUCUUCAAGCGGAGAUCCUUAUAUUAAAACGUUUGAUGGGAUUCGUUAUUCCUUUUUCAGUCCAGGUGAUUUUGUUCUGGUGCAAAGUCUUAAACGCAAUAUGAAGGUUCAUAUCAGAACAUUUGAUUGCUCACAAAGUGUUACGUGCAACUGGAGUGCAGCAGUGGCUGCUCAGGAGAAAGAUGAUGUUGUCGCUAUAGACAUGUGUAACUCAUCGAAACCACACUUUAAAUGGCCAACUGGCCACAAGCCGUCUGACGCAACUACCUUAGAAAGUGUGAAGUCGAAAUAUUUUGAGAUCAAUUUUUCAUCUGGUUUGCGCAUCAAGUUUAAUGUCCAAGAGCGGGCAAAUAGUAAUUCCUUUGCGAAUGUAUAUGUCGAAAUACCGUCUAUCUAUCGAGAUGCAACAUUUGGCUUGUGUGGUUUAUAUGACGGGAAUCUUGCUAAUGACAUGAUGUCAAAAAAUGGAAGCAUUUACAGAGAGCGUGAUCCAGCGAAUUCAAUCUUUGUUUAUUCUUGGAAGUUAAGAAAAAGAACCAGUCUUUUUUUCAAAAAAAGUGGCACUAAAAGAUGUAAGAGAUCCACUGUAACAAAAGAUGAGUAUUUUUGUAUUUGCAAGAGACGUGAUGGUACUGGUGUGAGAUCUAGUUGCGUAUAUGAAAAUACAGCAGUUCAUCCUCAGCUGAACAUGAAAACAGAUCGAAGAAUCAUUAUGUCAGCAGCUUUUGCUAACUGUGCCAGUCGAAAGAAAAGAGCAGUUUCGAAUGUUAUCGUUGUUCCAGACGAAGGUGAUGAUACCAUAUACGAAUAUAAUCCUCCUGAUCGCGAAUUUGUUCUUCCCACCUGGCCCACUAAAAGUGGCAAAACGUUUACUGAAGUGGAACAGUUUUGCAAUGAGAGCAUAUUUAAUUCAACAAUUGGAAAAGUUUGUUCCGUCACUUUGAGAUCGGAUUUUGACGUUGCAGCAUUUCGCAACGAAUGCAUUUCAGACAUUCAGCUAUCAGACUCAUAUGAAUUUGUCAAGUCAGUCAUACACGUAAUGUCAACAUCUUGUGAGGAUGUUGUUCUCAAAAAUGUAAAAAAGUAUUGGGAAAAGACUGACAAUGGGACUUUGGAGCCACCAGCAUUUGUUGCAAACAGCAUAUGUAUGAACGACUGUAGUGGAAAUGGAGAAUGUAUGAACGGAUCAUGUGUUUGCAAUGACGCAUAUGUCGGAAGUGAUUGUUCGAUUUUAAAAGGUUCACCUCCCAUAGUCGUAGAAGCAAAACAUUACUGCGAUACGAGAAAGCAUGAAUGUGAUAUGGUGUCUGUGACAGGAAGAAGUAUAGUCGAUUCUUUAGAUGUCACGUGUACUUUUAUCUUGAAUAAGACUUGGUCAAAUCGUCCUGCAAUUGGAUCACAUUCAAACAUCAAAGGCACGCUGGUUUCGUUUGCUGAGGUUCUGUGUACCUUACCUCUAGCCACAAUAUCUGUGUCAAGCCCAUUAAAGAUUUACGAUUUGUAUUUAUCCCAUGAUGAAGGUAACACUCGCAGCGUGAAGAAAGUAAUGCAUUUUGUCUAUGAUUCAAAAUGUGUUUACUGCACCAAAGACGUGAAUGAGUGCAUGCUGAAGAAUAACACCUGCUUCAUUAACAAUUAUUGCUAUGUUGCAAAUGAAGCCAAUCCGUCUAAUAGUGAUGAAUACUGUAAUCCAAGAAAGGAUGCUUACAACUUUACCAUAGGCUUAAUUAAGCGACUGUUAAUAAAGUUGAACCAGACGAAAAUUUGCAAGCGUUACAACGUAAGUCGCGGAUGUGUGCAUGCCGAAGAAAUGUCGCAGACGCUGGUUGAUAUCCUUAAACAUGGGAAGUUAUUAACGUCAUCAUUUCAAGUACAGCUUGUGUCCGAUAUAAUUUCUGCUAUCAGCAAGGAUGGUAACAUUACGAGAAAGACAUUUUCGAAUACAUUUUAUGUCAUAAACAACUUGUGGAACGCUAAACACGAGGCGAUUCUUAAAACUAACGUGACGUGGAAGAUAACUCAUGCUUUUGAAGAACUGACUAAGAAAAUUUCUGAAGCAUUGAUGGAAAAUAAACAAAACUUAUCCUUAACUGGACAAAAUAUAGCCGUCAGUGCUGCCUUCAUAGAGCGGAAUGCCACAAAUAUCAUUGCUGUGCAAAAAAACGAUGGUGGGCUAAAAGUUAAGAUAUCGAACACUGGAAGCUUGCAAACAAUUAAUGAACACUUUCAAGCUUCAAUUCAUUUGCCAUCAAAAACUUUUUCUUAUAAAGAAAACUUUGUAUAUUCGUUCUCGUAUUUCAAGAAACCGUUUUUUGUUUCAGACGUAAAAAAUUCUUUGAGAGUGUCAAACAGCAGUGUUGUAUUAUAUGUAGCAUUGGCAAAGAAAAAUGUUGAAAAUUUAAAAGUACCAAUUAUUUUAAAAUUCACAUCUAUUAGAAAGAAUGGUGCUUACGAAAUUUGUGCAUUAUGGAAAACAUAUAAAGAGUCGAGUGGUAUGAAAAGUCAUUGGUCCACAGAAGGUUGCGUAAAAGUGUCUUCUGAACCAAAUUUGAUCACAUGCAAAUGUCAGCAAUUGGGAUACUAUGCUUUAGUCCUGAAAAAAACUUUCAAAGCUUCAAGAAAGCUAUUAAAACUUGGACUGGUCACUUGGAUUGGUUGUGGAAUUGCAAUCAUGUUCAUUGCAAUCACUGUAACUUUAUUGUUGGUUUUCAGAAAAUCUUUGCAGAAACAAGAUACGAGAUUCAUGCUUUGUAUCUGUUUGUCUCUUGUCUGUUUACUGCUGGUGUUUGUGUCGGGAGUCAGUGACACGUCAUCGUCAGCAUGCCGUACAGUAGCCGCAUUUCUGCAGUAUUUUACUUUAACGACGUUUUGCUGGGUAUUUCUAUAUGCGUUGUGGACGUCCCAGAGGCUCGGAUCCCAGAGACUCGGAUCUGCUCAAUCUGAAAAAGGAAUUUCGUUACUCAUGAAAAAUGCUCUGUUUGCUUUCGGAGUUCCUUUACUCAUCGUGGCUAUAUCUCCAAAUGCAGCGCCCUGGUUUUAUGGAAGCCAAGACUUUUGUGUUGUACAUGGUACACCAUUUUAUAUUGGAGUUCUCGCGCCAGUCAUCGCACUUAUAAUUGGCAGUAUUGCGACACUAUCCCGUGCUGGUUUUGCUAUCCAUAAAUCCUCAAGAAUGGAACAGGAAAACGAGGAGAUUUUACUGCGGCUGAAAAAUGCACUUGUUCUUUUUACCUUGUAUGGCGUUACUUGGUUGAGUGGUACCCUUGCGGUUUGGUUUGCAACACAAAUAUCGGAAUGGAUUUUUUGCAUAUCAGCUUCCGUUCUCGGUUGUUUUGUCUUUGCCGUUUGUGUCGUUAAAAAUAAAGAUGUUCGAUUUCGUUUUUCAACAUGGACACCAAAUCGUUUGUUUGCCAAAGAAGAACUGCCACUGGAUACAGAACUGAUAAGAGUAAAAAUGCUCCCUCAAGACUAGCCGUGGUGGAGAGGACUAUUCUUGCUAAAAAAACAGUGGAGUUUUAACAUUGUGGCUUAUUUUAAUAUUUAGUAUUUUAGUAAAUACAGUAAAACGGACGUCCUAUGAAGCGGACACAUCCAUAAAAGUACAGUUUGAUUUGUCCCCGACAAUUCUUAUAGAAACUUUCGUAGCAAAAACUUUUAAGCAGGCACUUCUACAAGACGGAGACUUUUUAAGUUAGAAUUUCAUGCAGGACUAGUAGAUUUCCCUUUUUUUAGCCAGUCAAACCCCUACUUUUGAACCACCAACUAAGUUUGCUGGGGACUUCCAAUUCCCGAUCUCUAAAAACGAAGCGUUUUUAGAAGGUAUAGAUAAAUAGGAAAUAUUAUCUUACAAACGAUUCCAUACCCUUGUUGUUCGGGCAACAGGGAGAGCAAAGUAUAAAAACAAGGCUAAUAUUAAAGUGAGAUGAUGAUAAAUUUUCACGUCUAACCGUUGCAAAGUGUACACGAUGGAAAAUUUUUCAAUUACCUAAACAUGCGUAUGCCCAGAAAAAUUUUUGUUCCUGUCCGUUCUGUUUUGCGGAAAACUUUCUUAAAGUGGAAAACUGUCUUUCCGUCCCCCAAUUGUCCUGGUAGUUCCAAUGCAGUCUUUUAAGCAUAUCUUUAUGUAAAUAUUUUCUAAAGGUUGUAUAAAAAGCAUAUGUGAGUUUCUCACAUAAAACAUAACUUGAGGUGGUUGUGCUUAUAUAUAUUUCAUAUAACUGUUAAUAUUAAAACAUUGUAGAA